UGCAGAGGUUUUUCCAGGACACGAUUAUGAGUGAUCAAAUCCAGUUCAUUGUUGAGAAGCUCAAUCAGGAGCCCUUCAGGAAGAACUACAAUUUAAUCACGUUUGACUCCUUAGAGUCAAUGCAGCUGUUGCAGCUGCUCAAUGAUGUUCUGGGGGAGAUUGACCCGAAGCAUGCUGUUGACAUUAGAGAGGAGCUGCCGGAACAAACAGCUAAAAGAAUGUUGAGUCUUCUUGGUAUCCUUAAAUACAAACCUCCAGGAAGUAUAUCAGACUUGAGUGCAUUUCGCCAAGGGUUAGUUACUGGAAGCAAAACUAUAAUUCAUCCUGUCUUACAUUGGCUUCUUCAGAGGACCAAUGAACUCAAGAAAAGAGCUUACCUGGCACGUUUCUUAGUAAAAUUGGAAGUGCCAGCAGAAUUUCUACAGGAUGAUACUGUGGCUGACAUCAACAAACAGUAUGAAGAACUGAUGGAAGCAUUUAAAAACCUACAUAAGGAGUGUGAGCAGCUCAAAACAUCUGGUCUAUCUACUGCAGAAAUAAGAAGGGACAUAAGUGCAAUGGAAGAGGAGAAGGAUCAACUCAUCAAAAGAGUAGAGCGUCUUAAGAAGAGGGUGGAGACAGUACAAAAUCAUCAACGAAUGCUUGAAAUAGCAAGACAGCUUCGCUUAGAAAAAGAGAGAGAAGAAUCUUUGGCUCAACAGAAACAAGAACAAAAAAAUCAGUUGUUCCAUGCAGAGCAGAGACUGCAAAGAGCACAGCUCCAGCUGAAAGAGAUGCAUCAUGCAGUAGUGGAUUCAAAACCUGAAAGUUUAAUGAAGAAACUAGAAGAGGAGAUAAACUUCAAUUCAUACCUGGUUACUGAAAAAAUACCUAGAGAGCUUGAAAGUAAGAAGAGUUCAGCGUAUUUCUUACAAAAGGUGGUUGCAGAGCCAGCUAUGAGUCAAUCUGAUCUCAAUGUACUUGAAAUCAAGAUAAAUGAAGUAAACGCACAAAUGAAUCAGCUUAUUGAGAAAAGAAUGAUGAAGUAUGAGCCAAUUGAUAGUAAAUUUUCCAUGUAUCGCCAACAGGCAUCUAUAAUUUCCCGGAAAAAGGAAGCCAAGGCAGAGGAACUUCAGGCUGCUAAGGAAGAGAUGUCCAGCGCUGAAAGGCAGAUGCUGCAGAAGACCAACCAGGCCCAUGAGUUAGAAGGCUCUGAAGUUCUGAAAGGGGAUGAGUUUAAACACUAUGUUAAUAAGCUCCGGAGCAAAAACACAUUUUAUAAAAAGAAGCGACUGGAAAUAGCAGAAAUUACAGCCGAGUAUGGUAUCCUCCAGAGGACAGAAGAACUUCUAAAACAGCGCCACGAGGCUAUUCAGCAGCAGUUGCAAGCUAUUGAAGACAAGAAAGGUAUUUCUGGAUAUAGUUACACCCAGGAGGAGCUGGAAAGAGUGUCUGCAGUAAAGAGUGAAAUGGAUGAAAUGAAAGGCCGGACACUAGAUAACAUGUCUGAAAUGGUAAAAAAACUGAAUACUAUGGUGGCAGAGAAGAAGGCAAGCCUAGCUCCUGUUAUCAAAGAAUUGAGACAGUUGCGUCAAAAGUGCCAGGAAUUAACUCAAGAAUGUGAUGAAAAAAAAAUCCAGUACGACAGUUGUGCAGCAGGGUUAGAGAGCAAUCGCUCUACACUGGAACAGGAAGUGAAAGGACUUCUUGAGGAGUGUGUUCAGGAAGAAAGCAACUACCGUUAUAUUAACUGCAUGAAAAGGAAUCUAGAAAUACAGCUGCAGCGUGCUAAAGAAGAAAUGAAGGCAUAUGUCUCGCCAGACCCACAGGAGAGACGAAAGGCAAUUCGAGAACAGUAUACGCGAAUGAUCCUUGAACAAGAAAACCUUGGGAAGAAAUUACGAGAGAAGCAGAAAGUUGUACGGGAAAGUCAUGGGCCAAAUAUGAAGCAAAUUAAAAUGUGGCAGGAUUUUGAGCAGUUAAUGGAAUGUAAGAGAGAAUGUUUUCUGAAACAACAAAAUCAAACAGCCAUUGGUCAAGUCAUUCAGGAAGGAGGUAAAGAUAGGCUUGUAUUAUGAAUUCUUCCUUCCUGGUACCAACAUGAAGUAGGAAGACAGUGUGUUGGCUUC
Gavia stellata (red-throated loon) is the source of this 2108-nucleotide messenger RNA. It is a transcript of the gene IFT81, whose product is annotated as intraflagellar transport 81. Gene Ontology annotation, molecular function: tubulin binding. The transcript is spliced from 18 exons. Gene Ontology annotation, biological process: intraciliary transport; cilium assembly. Bases 27 to 2057 code for a protein of 676 amino acids. Lineage: Eukaryota; Metazoa; Chordata; Aves; Gaviiformes; Gaviidae. The record is from RefSeq and is a predicted model, not a curated record. Gene Ontology annotation, cellular component: centrosome; intraciliary transport particle B; cilium.